Molecule: messenger RNA, 4055 nt
Organism: Plectropomus leopardus (leopard coralgrouper)
Lineage: Eukaryota; Metazoa; Chordata; Actinopteri; Perciformes; Serranidae
Gene: vps11
Product: VPS11 core subunit of CORVET and HOPS complexes
Biological process (GO): endosome organization; vacuole organization; intracellular protein transport
Cellular component (GO): HOPS complex; endosome
Molecular function (GO): protein-macromolecule adaptor activity; protein binding
Source: RefSeq, a predicted model, not a curated record
UAAAGCUAGUCUUGCUAACGCUAGCAAAAUGGCAGCGUUCUUACAGUGGAGAAAAUUUGUCUUCUUUGAUAAAGACACGGUAAAGGACCCGGUGGACAAUGGCAAAAACUUUGCUGUUCCAAGCGGAAUAUCGGCUUGUGACUCCGGCCGGGGUCAUAUUGUUCUGGGAGAUAUGGACGGCAAGAUCUGGCUCAUGACGCGCUCCCUGCAGCUGACUUCUUUUCAGGCAUACAAGCUGCGUGUGACACAUCUCUACCAGCUGAAGCAGCACAGCAUUCUUGUGUCAGUGGGGCAGGAUGAACACGGAAUAAACCCUUUAGUAAAAGUGUGGAACCUUGACAAGAGGGACAGUGGAAAUCCUCUGUGCACAAGGAUUUUCCCUGCAAUUCCUGGCAACAAACCGACUGAAGUGUCUUGCCUCGGUGUGCAUGAAAACCUCAACUUCAUGGCUAUUGGCUUCACAGACGGCAGUGUGGUUUUGACCAAAGGUGACAUCACCAGAGAUCGUCACAGUAAAACUCUGACUCUGCAUGAGGGAAGCAGCCCGGUCACAGGCCUCGCUUUCCGCCAGGUGGCAAAGGUCACACAUCUGUUUGUCGCCACUUUGGAGAAAGUCCACUGCUACACUCUGUCCAUCAAGGAGUAUCCUAAAAUAGAGCUGGAUACACAUGGCUGUGCGCUGCGCUGCUCCUCCCUGGCAGACCCCUCCCAGGACUCCCAGUUCAUCGUGGCUGGUGAUGACUGUGUGUACCUGUACCAGCCUGACGAACGAGGGCCCUGCUUUGCCUUCGAUGGACACAAGCUGUUGGCCCACUGGCACCGCGGAUAUCUGUUUUUACUCAUCAGGGACACAAAGUCACCCAACAAGCCGGGGUUUGGCAGCAGGGAGAGCUCUCCAUCAGACAAACAGCUGCUGACUGUCUAUGACCUGGACAACAAGUUCAUCGCCUACAGUGCCUCUUUCGAUGACGUUAUUGAUGUGGUGGCAGAGUGGGGCUCCUUCUACAUCCUGACCAGAGAUGGAAACAUGUUUGUUCUUCAGGAGAAAGACACACAGACCAAACUGGAGAUGCUGUUUAAGAAGAACCUGUUUGUGAUGGCCAUAAAUCUGGCUAAAAGUCAGCACCUGGACAGUGACGGACUGUCGGAGAUCUUCAGGCAGUACGGUGAUCACCUUUACCUGAAGGGAGACCAUGACGGCGCCAUCCAGCAGUACAUUCGCACCAUUGGGAAACUGGAGCCAUCAUACGUCAUUAGGAAGUUCUUGGAUGCGCAGAGGAUCCAUAAUCUGACCGCAUAUCUGCAAGCCCUGCACAGGCAGUCACUCGCCAACGCAGACCACACCACACUGCUGCUCAACUGUUACACCAAGCUGAAGGACAGCUCCAAACUGGAAGAGUUCAUUAAGAGCAGUGAAGGCGAGGUCCAUUUUGAUGUUGAGAUCGCCAUCAAGGUUCUCCGGCAGGCCGGCUACCACAGCCACGCUGUUUUCUUGGCUGAGAAACACAUGCACCAUGAAUGGUACCUGAAGAUCCAGCUGGAAGACCUCAAGAACUAUCAGGAAGGGCUGCGUUACAUCGGACGUCUACCUUUCGAACAAGCUGAGAGCAACAUGAAGCGUUACGGCAAAACGCUGAUGCAUCACAUCCCUGAAGGCACCACACUGCUCCUGAAGGGUUUAUGCACCAACUACCAACCCAGCGGAGACACUGCAGAAAAAGACAGCCUAGGCAGGGGGCGGGCCAACAAGGCCAACUCCGAGGAAUUCAUCCCAAUUUUUGCCAACAACCCACGUGAGCUGAAAGCCUUCCUGGAGCACAUGAUUGAGGUGGACCCCCGCUCUCCCCAGGGUGUGUAUGACACACUGCUGGAGCUCCGGCUACAAGACUGGGCGCACGAACAGGACCCUGUGAGAAAAAAGGUCCUGCAGGAAGAAGCGGUGUCACUGUUGAAGGGUGAUAACACUGUGUUUGAUAAGGCUUUGGUCCUCUGCCAGAUGCACAACUUCAAAGAAGGCGUCCUCUACCUUUAUGAAAAGGGCAAACUGUACCAGCAGAUUAUGCACUACCACAUGCAGAAUGAAGAGUAUGGAAAAGUGGUCGAGGCCUGCAAGCGCUAUGGGGACCAGGAGGGAUGCCUCUGGGAGCAGGCCUUGGGAUACUUUGCCAGAAAAGAGGAGGACUGCAAGGCCUACAUCAGUGAGGUCCUCCAACACAUCGACCAAAACAACCUGAUGCCUCCAUUACUCGUGGUGCAAACGUUGGCGCACAACUCGACAGCAACUCUCUCCGUCAUCAAAGACUACCUCAUCAAUAAGCUGCAGAGGGAGAGCCAGCAGAUAGAGGACGACGAACGCAAAAUCAGCCAGUACCGCGAAGAGACGGCUCACUUGCGGUCCGAGAUCCAGGAGCUCAAAACCAGUGCAAAGAUAUUCCAAAAGACCAAGUGCAACAUGUGCAACAGCCCCCUGGAGCUGCCGUCGGUUCAUUUCCUGUGCAGCCACUCCUUUCACCAGCACUGCUUUGAAAGCUAUGCCGAGAGCGAGGCAGAGUGCCCGACUUGCACUCCAGAGAACCGCAAAGUCAUGGACAUGCUGCGCGCCCAGGACCAGAAACGGGAUCUGCACGACCACUUCAACAGACAGUUACGCAGCUCUAAUGAUGGUUUCUCCGUCGUGGCCGACUACUUUGGUCGAGGAGUGUUUAAUAAACUGACUCUGGUCACCGACCCACCUGGCAGCAAAACUGUCGGGAGUCUGGAAGUCAACCUGCAGAGAGACCUGCUCAUCCACACAAAGAGAAACUGCUAAAAACCUCAGCUUCCCAUUAUGGUACAGGCACUUUCAGUACGUUUACAUGCGCAGUUUAGUCCAGCUACAGUUAAAGCUUGAUUUAAGACAUUUUACUGGACUGCUGUUCUCGUCCCAGUAUAUAAGCACCGAGGGAGAAUCCAUUUAUUGAUGAAGUAUGUCUGACUCCUCCACGGCAGGUAGAGAUUUGCCUCUUUCAGCUAGUUGCUAUAAACCUACUGUAUAUUAUUUAUACAGUGAUGAAGACCCAAUCACAAUCAUAACCGUUUAUUCAGAAUAAUUGUGGGGUAGAAAACUGCCAUGUCAUGUACAUAUAAUCAACCAGCGCUGCUGUCCUACCGCUGCCUCCAUCAGCUGUUGUGGAAGCUCAAGAGGAGACAAUAUUCAAAUGUAGUGUGCAUUUAAACUGAUAUUGAUUCCUUUAAGGUGGCUAAAAUUUGUUAAGCUUUGAUCGCGUCUGCAGCAGGACAUUGCUUAGCUUCCAUGCCAGACUGUUCUUUAUUUAUCAGAGGAGGGGGGUGGCUGGGGUGUGACUUUUUUAAUUUAAAAUGAAUUUUAAAUUUUUUUUUUUUAAUUAUAUCUCUCUCAUCUAAGCCAAAAUUGAAAACACAAGUCCUUCUUCAGUGCUUAUAUAUUUUUUAAAUGCCUAACUGAAUGCCUAACGAACAGUCCCUAUCUGUAAACACCAAAGGAGGCUGGUGGGGGGAGCGUGUACAGAAUGCCACUUAAAGUCCGACUGAGGUGUUAACAUGAAAACCUCCAGCUCAACUUCCAACCGAAUUAUCUUGGUGUGUUAGUCCGAUUUUCAAGAUAUUCGAUUUAGUCCAGUUUUAUUAUGACAAAAAUUGGACUUUUUCUAACAUCACGUAAACGUACUAAUUGUGUCCAGCAGCUUCACAUCAACGCAGCUCUAAACCACACGCUUGGCUGCAUUGGACGCUACUUCAUCCAGCAGUGAACGCCUGCUUUCAGUACCUGUCAUGGACCUGUUUGCUCAAUUGUGUAUCUAGUGAUGAUUCACUAGAGACUGUAUAAAUGCACUGUAGCUCAAAACAACUCAUACUGUGUCUUAAAACCUUGCUGAAAUACACCUUGAAGAAUUUAGCUUCAACGUGUUUGCUCGUUCUAAUUAGUAAUCUUGCACAGAACACAAAAAUAGCUCAACAUUAAUAAAAAUUAUUUGUUGUAUGUCACUCUAACUUGUGGAUUAAAUAAGUGAAUAAAGGCAAUUCAGCAUUUUCUCUGA